Messenger RNA from Papaver somniferum (opium poppy), 489 nucleotides. RefSeq lists its product as uncharacterized. Gene Ontology annotation, biological process: translation. The transcript is spliced from 6 exons. Gene Ontology annotation, molecular function: structural constituent of ribosome. The record is from RefSeq and is a predicted model, not a curated record. Gene Ontology annotation, cellular component: cytosolic large ribosomal subunit; ribosome. The coding region runs from base 1 to 489 and encodes 162 amino acids. NCBI's taxonomy places the organism in Eukaryota, Viridiplantae, Streptophyta, Magnoliopsida, Ranunculales, Papaveraceae.
AUGAAGAGGAACAACGCUUUCCUUGUCAAAGAGUUUUCAAAUAGAAAUCGGAUGGUUCCGAUCUGUAAAGAACCUAAUAAUUUCUACAACGUUAACUCCUUCAAACACUCUGGGUUAGCUAAUGCAAAGACAGUUCCAAUUCAAGCUGGAAAUGAUUCAGGUUUUGUUGCAUCUCAUUGUUCACAGGCAUAUAGGUAUCAGGUCCAGUCGUGGUUGCCGACGGAAGGGAAGGGGUUGCUACGAACCUGUUCUAUGAACCCACAGGAACCUGAAAUCUCGGGAAACAUUUUUGACAAACUGGAAGCGUCAUACAACUUAAAGGGUAACUUGCCUGUCAAUAUAUUACCAGUAACUUAUCCGAGCCAAAGUCAUACACAAGCCUUCAGCACACAUGAUGAUUUUCCCAAGACUGUUACGAGGAAAUUUAGUCAGGGAUCAUCUCCCACGAGCAUGGAUUUUCAUCCCAUUCAACAAACUCAGCUUGUUUGA